Molecule: messenger RNA, 420 nt
Organism: Triticum dicoccoides
Lineage: Eukaryota; Viridiplantae; Streptophyta; Magnoliopsida; Poales; Poaceae
Product: casein kinase 1-like protein HD16
Exons: 5
Coding region: 148-372 (74 amino acids)
Source: RefSeq, a predicted model, not a curated record
CCAUAUAUAUGGAGCUGUCUGUAGCAUUUGAUCACUACUACUACUAGUUGCAGCAACUAGUAGUGCCUUAACAAUGGGCUCUCUCUGGAAAACAAGUCUUCUUGAGGAGAAAUCUAACUGUACUAAGUACCAGCACAUGUUAUCAGAAUGGUAGCUUGUAUUGCUGCAGAGCCCAUUUCUAUCCUGGAAAGCAUGGAUUCUGUAGGAUAUGUAAAAUGGGACGUCAAACCUGAGAACUUUCAUCUCAGCCAGCCUGGAACUCCUCAAGAAAAGAAACCUUUUCUUGUAGAUCUUGGAUUAGAGGUGAUCGUUGUUGUGAUGAAGCUGCAGUGGUGGCGUAGGAAAUUUAGCUUAUUUUUUGAGGUCACCUAAUCUUCUACAACCUUGGCAAUGGCGGCUGCCUCUUCUUGGUUCAGGUGA